AUGUUAUUUUUAUACAUUAUUCUAUUAGCAUUUGUCUCAUUAAUCACUGGAACAAUUGCAGCCAAAAAAUCAAAUAUGACAAUACCAAAUAAUCGAAUAUUUUUAUUAAAGACAUCGCAUACUCGACUAAUUAUAGGUAUUAUAUUACAUAUCUUUAUGGUUGCUUCUGAUAUCUAUCCCAGCGAUGAAAUAGAAGAUGAUCAAAAACGUCGCUGGAAUAUUAUAGCUACCCGCGUCUAUAUUUUAAUCAUUAUAUUGAGUCUUAUUGGAAGUGCAUUAUUUUUAUCGUUGAUUACUCAAACAACAAUGAUCAAGAUUAAAAAUCCAACAAAAGAAAAAAUUCAGUCUCUUCCUUCGAAUGCUCGAUGUCCUUGUUCUCAAAUAUCUUUUCCUUAUGGAAAAUUUAUUUCACUUCAAAAAAAAUUUCAUCAAGUUUGUUCAAGUGAAUUGGUACUUGAUCGAUGGCUUAAAACAAUAAAUACUGGACCGAACUCUACUUUGUUUCUCGGUACUGAUUUUCGAGCUUUUGGUAGUGCUCAGUUUCAAGCACUUGCUGGUUUUUGUCGUUUAUCAAAAGUGAAUAUUGAACAAAGCAUCAAUUCUUUUUAUCUACGUACAUUAUUAAGUGCACAAGUACUAUCUGAAAUCGAUCUUAAAUCGCAAAUGAAAUCAUUGAUCGACGAACUUCAAUCAACAGCACCGAACAUUUUUAAUGGUUUACUAAGAUUAGUAAAUGAUAUGAUACGAACAAAUGAAUUAAUAACUGCAUUACAGACAAAUGCCGUUCAUGUUUACUAUGUAACUGGUCCUAAUGACAUUAUUGUCACAAAAGGCACACUUGCACAUUCACAAGAGGAUGGUAGUCGUUGUAUGUGUAAGCAGAAAGGCUGUAAGAAGUUUCUUUCAGCUAUACAUAGUGUGACAAAUAGAUUUACAGGUUCUAAAGAUAAUAUCGUUCUUUGGAUUAUACCAGGAAUAUCUUCAGGUUGUAUGCCUGUUACUUCAAUUCUACUUUCAACACUGGAAUGUUUCUACAAUCAAACAUGUCUAGAUAAGCUUAUUUCAUAUUUUGCAACAAAUGAAACAUUCGAAGCAAUGAAUGUGACUGAACAAAGUCGAUUUUAUUCAAACUCAACCGUACAAUCCAUAGUUGAUAAACUAAUGAUCGAAGACUGGAUAAGAACUAUUUCAUAUGAAAAUUAUUAUUCUCAAUGUGCACCAUCUUUAUGCACAUAUUAUGAAGUAUCCCGACAUAAUAAGAUAUAUAUCUUGACAAAACUAAUCAGUUUAUUAGCUGGGUUCGUAAUAGGAUUCAAAUUAGUUAUUCUAAUUGUCAUUCGACUCAUACGAUGGUUAAAAGAACCUGCAAUAAGACCAAGAGAUUCUAUUUGUAUACGUUGUCGAAAACUUCUGGUAUCUACUCGAAAGAAACUCAUUGAACUAAAUCUGUUCAAACAUUAUCCAAGUACUGAUCGACAAAUACGUCAUCAACGUUAUGCUACUCGAAUCUAUAUAUUAUUAUUAUGUAUAUCGCUUGUAAUUUUAACGAUUUAUACUUUAUUACAAAGAACAAUUCAAUCGAAAACAAUUCCUUAUCCAACUCAAUCGGAAUAUCUUCAACUUCGAAAACUUUAUCCAAAUACUCUUUCAUGUCCAUGUACUUCAAUUUCAAUGCCUUACUCUACUUUUAUUAAACUUCAGCCAUAUUAUCAUCAGCUGUGCUCAAGUAAUUUUACUUCUCAAGAAUGGAUCAGUUAUACGGCUAUUAUGGGACGCCAAUCAGUAUACUUUUCGGAUUAUCGAGGAACUGCUACUAUUCAGUUUCAAACUCUAUCUAUGUUUUGUGAAGAAGCUCAUCAGACAAUUAACGAUACUCUUCGAAUAUUUUUUCAAACAAAAUUUGUAAGUAUACAAGUUAUUUCUGAGCAGUCAUUUGAAUUUCAAAUGAAUUCAUUGAUUGAAAAUUGGAAGUCAACAACUAUUAAUACAUUUAAGCGUACUAUUCGAUCCGUUCGUGAAAUCACACAAGGAAAUCAAUUAUCAAAUGGUGGAUUUAAUUCCAUAGCUGAUGUUAAUCCAAUUACAAGAAGAACAAUAAUACAACCAAGGCAGUAUUCUACUUGUAAUUGUGGUUUAUCACGAUCAUGUUUAUAUCCAACUGGUAUCUACAAUGGAGAUGAACCUAACAAUUUAAUUAACUUUUAUUCAGUUCCUAACUUCUUUCUUGGUUGUUAUCCUAUUGAAGCUUUAUUUUCAUCAACAUUAGAUUGCUUCUAUGAUCUUUCAUGUAUGUUAACAAUUCAUAAUUUAUCAGUUACAGUUGCUUCACAAUCUUUUACAUAUACUCCUCUUGAUAAAAAUCUUAAUCAGCCAAAUGAAACAAUUGAAUUGAUUGUGAAUAGAUUAAUGGUUGAUAAAUGGUUUUCGAAUGUUUCUUUUUCAUCCUAUUAUGAUAAAUGUUCUCCAUCAUUAUGUACAUUUGAAUAUGAAGAUCAUCAACAUUUUGGAUAUUUUAUUACUAUUAUCAUUACUCUUUAUGGAGGUUUAUCACUUGGACUUCAAUUUAUUAUUUGGAUUGGACUUCAAUUUAUUGAACAAAUUAUGUCGAAUUGUUCAUCUAUUUUAGUAGUUUGGCAUUCAGUCAGACGUAUAUUUAGUUUUAAUAAUAAACAUAAAAUCAUUUGCCAAUUGCAGUUUGUUCUUGUUGUUAUCAUGCUUACUGUUUUCUUUAGUUUAACUACUUUUAAUCUUCGUACAAAAACUGUUGAAAUUCGAAAUAUUACAUUAACUACUUAUAAAAAUCUUUUGGAACAAUCGCAUGAAUCAUUUCAGUGCCCGUGUUCGCAAAUAUCGAUCAAAUAUCGAGAAUUUCUCGAUAUUGAAGCACGUUAUCAUCAAAUAUGUUCGAGUGAUUUUGUUUCUAAUCCAUGGAUUACAUAUAUAUUUAAUCUUACUAUUCCUGGUAAUCAAUACAAUUCAACUGAUUUCUAUCAUACAUCUAGUGGACAAUUUCAAUUACUUGCUUCAUUAUGUCGAUUAUCUGAAGAAACAGCAAAUCAAUCACUUUUACAACUAAUUGAAAAUGAUUUUAUUAAUAUUGAACUUUUAUCUCCAAAUUUAUUAGAGAAUCGUAUUCAAUCAACUGUUAAUGAAUUUGAAUUAACAAUGCCGAAUUUAUUUAUAAAUACUAUUUCUUUAAUUCGAGAAAUGAUUGCAGCAAAUAUGUUAAUGAGUGUAUUCUCAACUAAUUGGAUGAUCGGUACUCCACAAAACAUAACUCAUAGGCAGUCAGCUUUUAUAGUACCACUUGAUUACCAAGACUGUACUUGUGCAGUGUCAUCUAAAUGUGUUUCUCCUUCUCGUGGUAUGCUUUCUGGUUGUUAUCCACUUGAAACUAUUCUACAAUCAACACUCGAAUGUCUUUUUAUUCCAACAUGUAUUAAUAUCACUGGUAAUUUCAAAGUAUUGAAUAUUUCUUUGGUUAAUUCAAGUCGUUUUCCUCUGAAUACAACCGUUGAAACAAUUGUUAAUAAAUUAAUGGUUGAAGAAUUCUUAAAGAAAAUAUCCUAUGCAUCAUAUUUUGAUCGAUGUGCACCAUUAUUAUGUAGUUACUCAUACGAUGAUAAAAAUAAUCUUAUUGAAGGUAUUACAACUCUUAUUGGUCUUUAUGGUGGUUUAACAAUCAUUUGUCGAUUAUUGUCGAAAUUCAUUGUCAGAUAUAUUUUAUGUCGAAGACAACGAAUUAAUCCAAUUACAAACUGA
Molecule: messenger RNA, 3762 nt
Organism: Adineta steineri
Lineage: Eukaryota; Metazoa; Rotifera; Eurotatoria; Adinetida; Adinetidae
Source: the annotation of a GenBank genome assembly